AUGAUUUGCUUCGCCCUUGAAGACGAAAACUCACUGCUUGCCCUUGAUGAAUACUGCCAAUCUGAAGGUUAUAGCUGUCCCGGGAUAUCCAUGGGCUCCAGUUAUUCGCCCCGGAGGAAAUUGAAGAGAGAAGGAACCAACCUAAUUCAUAUCAUCCUGCGUCUACGUCCUACGCGACGCCACCAAUUUGUCGAUGUCGACUCGCUUACGCCUCCACCAACAGCAGAAUCCUGUAUCAACCACGCGAAGUGGGAUUUAGUACAUGUGAAGUACCCCAUAAGCGACAAUCUUCGCCUUCUCCAGAAGCCAAUCGGUCCAGCCCAGGAAGCCUCUCAAACAAAGGCAGGGAAUGCUGUGAUUUCGGGAAGACGCACCUUUCAAGUCCAACACCAUCUUCUGCUGAAGAUAGACCCCGGUCAGCAGUACGGGGAUUACAGCUUAGGCGGGCCAGGCCAAAUGAUAUUGACAGGGGCCAACUUAACCUCGUUGUCGAAGGAUAUGUCUCUGUACUCCGGAGAAGUGAUGGUCAUUAAAUCUCACUGGGAACUACUAGAAGUCUCCAAUUCCCCUCUCGAAAAUACAGCACAAGCACCCAAGAGCAUGGAGCUUUCCUCAUUCUCCCGCAAUAAACUGCGCAAUUCCCAAAUCAUAUGCUAG
Aspergillus ochraceoroseus IBT 24754 is the source of this 657-nucleotide messenger RNA. RefSeq lists its product as uncharacterized. The transcript is spliced from 5 exons. The record is from RefSeq and is a predicted model, not a curated record. Lineage: Eukaryota; Fungi; Ascomycota; Eurotiomycetes; Eurotiales; Aspergillaceae. The coding region runs from base 1 to 657 and encodes 218 amino acids.